CUCGAAGAGCUAUAUUGUGGUCCAGAGGAUGGCGCGAUCUCCACGCAUGCGACCCUGUGGCAUGGAAUUGGUGUCUUCGGGAGGCAUUGCGGCGUCCCGUCAAGAUCAGUUCAGAAGUCCUACAUCCAUAGAUCAUCCAACAUCCAUAUGGGUCAGGCAGAUUCCAGUUUCCAGCUGAUAUACAUCCUGUGGCGUUAGCCAGAGAUGAUCAGAACACACUGCUGUGUUUCUAGUUUCUACUACCACCAUCACGACCACAGAAUACCAUCGGCCGAAGAGGACGACACAAGCAGUCACUAGUUACCAUGGCAACGACGUGUAAAUCGGCGGUGCCCAACCGCAGAAGGGAUUUGCAAGCGACAACCAUGCAAACGGCCGAUCAUCGAGAGACCUGGGGCAAAAAAGUCGAUUUUCUUUUGUCGGUGAUCGGAUUCGCUGUGGACCUGGCCAACGUUUGGCGGUUUCCAUAUCUUUGUUUUAAAAAUGGAGGAGGUGCCUUUCUUGUUCCGUAUUGUAUUAUGUUAGUUAUUGGAGGAAUACCACUGUUUUAUAUGGAACUUGCAUUGGGACAGUACAACAGAAAGGGAGCAAUAACAUGUUGGGGUAGAUUAUGUCCAUUAUUCAAAGGCAUCGGAUAUUCGGUAGUUUUGAUAGCAUUCUACGUUGAUUUCUACUACAAUGUUAUUAUAGCUUGGGCUCUUCGGUUUUUCUUUGCCUCUUUUACUGAUAUGUUGCCAUGGACCACGUGUGAUAACGAAUGGAACACCCCGAACUGUAGACCGUUCGACUACAACCAAAAUAGAAACAUAACCCAGAAUAUUUUGUUUUACAAUAAGUCGUUAGUUAACGAAUCUUCAGACGCAACUUUAGCUUCAGCUGCCUCGGAAUAUUUCAAUCGAGCUAUACUGGAACUUCACCGAAGCCAAGGCCUCCACGAUCUUGGCGCUAUAAAAUGGGACAUGGCACUAUGUCUCUUAGCUGUUUAUGUUAUUUGUUAUUUUUCACUAUGGAAAGGUAUAUCUACUUCGGGAAAAGUGGUUUGGUUCACAGCGUUAUUCCCCUACGUAGUUCUCUUAAUACUUUUUGUCAGAGGAAUCACUUUACCGGGCUCGGCUGAAGGUAUUAAGUACUAUCUGAAACCCAAUUUCAGUGUGAUUUCGUCAGCUCAGGUUUGGGUGGAUGCAGCAACUCAAGUUUUCUUUUCAUUGGGACCAGGGUUCGGAGUAUUGCUAGCGUACGCUUCUUAUAAUGAAUAUCACAAUAAUGUGUACAAAGAUGCUCUACUGACCAGUUUUAUCAAUUCGGCGACAAGUUUUGUAUCCGGUUUCGUAAUUUUUUCCGUUUUGGGCUACAUGGCUCACGCUGCAGGCCGCUCUAUAACGGAAGUGGCAACCGAGGGACCAGGGUUAGUUUUUAUUGUUUAUCCUGCAGCCAUAGCCACGAUGCCGGGCAGCAUUUUUUGGGCUUUGAUCUUUUUCAUGAUGCUGCUCACUUUAGGACUGGAUAGUUCGUUUGGGGGAUCAGAAGCUAUAAUAACGGCUUUAAGCGACGAGUUUCCGAAAAUUGGACGUAACAGAGAAAUAUUCGUAGCCUGCCUAUUCACGCUGUAUUUUUGCGUUGGUUUGGCCUCGUGUUCUCAAGGUGGCUUCUAUUUUUUCCAACUUUUGGACAAAUACGCCGCGGGAUAUUCCAUGCUGAUUGCCGUACUCUUUGAGGCAGUUGUUGUCUCCUGGAUUUACGGAACCCAAAGAUUCUGUGACGACAUCGAAGACAUGAUUGGUUUCGCUCCCGGCAUUUACUGGAGGUUCUGUUGGAAGUUUGCCGCACCCUUGUUCCUAUUAUUCAUCAUAUUCUACGGCUUGUGGUUCUACGAACCCUUAACCUACGAAAACUACGUUUAUCCUACGUGGGCCAAUGUAAUCGGUUGGCUCAUAACUGGCUCAUCGGUAAUAAUGAUUCCUACAAUAGCUAUCAUUCAAUUUUUAAUUACACCUGGAUGCUGUUCUAAGCGGCUGAAAAUUUUGACGACACCAUGGAGAGACACUCAGAUCAAUACCCAAGCCAAUGGAGUAGUUCAGUCUGACAGUACGCAAGUGAGAUUAUCCUCGAUGGCAGAAACUCCAACGGAUCAGAAGCCGGUCGAAGUGUGAGAUAAAAAAAUGCCAAAAUUUACCGAAUAUUAUGUAUGACAUUAUGACAUUAUACUAUAAUCUAUAUACCCACCAUGCGUUUUUGUUGUAACUACAUGUUUUAUUGAUACAUUGUUCCAAUCUAAUUAAAGCAAGUACCUCUAUAAUUAAUACAAUAGUUAAAAGUUUUUUACCUUUUAAUUUUGUUACUAAUAAAUGGAGAAAUUAAGAUAAUUAAAUUAAAAAAGUAUAGUAGCACACCACGUAAAUAAGUAUAUAUUAUGUAUAGACAAAAUAGGGAUUAGUUUAUGUUGUUUCAUGUUUAUAUGUUGUAGUUAUAGGCAAUUGUAGAUAGAAGAAUCGUGUUUAAAAUUUAAAAAAAUAUAUUUGCCGCUAGUCAAAUGAAAUGGACCAAAAAGGCACGAUUUUUUUAUUUUAAAAGUUAUAUACUUCCGUGUUUGCUAUAUUUUAUUUUUUUGCAACAAGAACUGUGAAAAAAUGUCUAUACCUAUGUGACGGAUUCGUCUAUCCAAAAAAGUCCUACGGGUAUUUUUUUUUACUUACUAAAUAUGAAUGUUACUUUGUUUAAUCUAUUUUACUAUAGCUCUUUGCUUAUUUUCUUUUUGAUAUAUGUACCGGCAUUUUUAUCAAGUAUUUUUUUAGAUUAAAUUUCUCAUUCUGAUGAUUCUGAAAAUUGGAAACCCUAAUUGUAACGUUUUUCGUCCAAUUUCCAAAAUUUUCCUCAUUUUUACAAUUCAAAGCAAAUUAAUUACAAGAAUAGACCAGGGGUUUCUCCAGUGGUCAACUACGACUGACAAAAUCCAGAUUUAUCCUCCAGUACUUUCUUUACUUUAUAAUAAUGCUAUACAGGGUGUCCCAGAAAUAAGUGCAAGUGUUUUAAGGGGUGGUAGUUCU
Molecule: messenger RNA, 3044 nt
Organism: Sitophilus oryzae (rice weevil)
Lineage: Eukaryota; Metazoa; Arthropoda; Insecta; Coleoptera; Curculionidae
Gene: DAT
Product: sodium-dependent dopamine transporter
Exons: 11
Coding region: 306-2150 (614 amino acids)
Biological process (GO): dopamine uptake involved in synaptic transmission; sodium ion transmembrane transport
Cellular component (GO): presynaptic membrane; neuron projection; neuronal cell body membrane
Molecular function (GO): dopamine:sodium symporter activity
Source: RefSeq, a predicted model, not a curated record